AUGGAGGGGGGGUUAAUUACAUAUAUGACAGAGAGACUGAGAGACGGAGAGAGUUCCUCAUCAGAGACAGAUCAGACAAAGCUGGGUGCAGCUGCGACACGACACAGCCGAAGGUGCAGAACCUGCUCAGAAAACAAAAACACCGAGGAGCUCAGCGACGAUGGAGGUGGUCUUAACCAGGCUGCGGGACUUCUCCUGCAGGACCCCCACCUUCCAAGACAACAAAGAGGAUGAGGGACAUCUGUGCGGGGACCCUCAGAGUCCAUUUCCUCACCUCAGAGGASGGGGCUCAGCUGGAGGAGAGGGAACCAAACUGGACCUACAGAGCGCUCUGGACUGGCUGAGAACGGAGCUG
This is a messenger RNA of Austrofundulus limnaeus, 355 nucleotides long. Its product is annotated as protein FAM167A. The record is from RefSeq and is a predicted model, not a curated record. Lineage: Eukaryota; Metazoa; Chordata; Actinopteri; Cyprinodontiformes; Rivulidae.